Closterium sp. NIES-67 is the source of this 6073-nucleotide messenger RNA. Lineage: Eukaryota; Viridiplantae; Streptophyta; Zygnematophyceae; Desmidiales; Closteriaceae. The record is from the annotation of a GenBank genome assembly.
UUUCAGCCCAGCAGCACCAGCAGCACCCGUAUCUGUCGAAAUGACAGCAGCAGCCUUAGGACCACGAAUCCAGUCCCUAGUAAGCUUACUCCCACAGCUAGCGACCAAGCUUCAGUAACGAAGUACAACAGUUAGUGAAUAGAUCCGUCUUGGGCAGUCCUCAAGGUCGUGCCUUUAGACGCUCCCAUGAUUUGACCACUUUUUUUUUAGCCCAAGGCCAUCUUAGCUCUUGCGAUCCUCAUACCUCCGUCGCAUGCCUCCGCCACUUGCUCGUUACCGUCGAUCUCGUUGAGCCCUCGAAUCCAUUUCCAAAUUCAAUUCACCCACCUUCCCGCUUGUCCCGCGUUCCCACAAUUCACACCGCUUCCGCUUCCGCAUCCGCACCCGCACCCACCAGCCACCAGCCACCAGCCGCGUUCAUGAGGGCUCUCAAUUCAUGAGUCAACGCUAAAACGAGUCGGCUCAAAGCCGCCAAUUAGUCCGCAACCUACGGAGGGCCGUCGGCGUCUCUUCAAUUGCGAAAAGGCGGGACUGCGCCGCCCAGCUCAGCGAAUAACUCAGCUUUAGCCGCGCAACCUUGUCGAUAGCGCAGCUUUUGCCCCCAAAUCGCCCGGUGAAUAUUAAUUCGCUCCACCGGGCUUCCAUAAACUAGUCGGCAGCGCUUCGUCUCUGUCAGAUUCCGCUUUCGCCCUCCCCUUCCCCUUUCCGCCGUAUCACCGCUCGCUGCGGCUCGACGAACGCACCACCAUCCGCAGCAGUGGCGGCGUCGGCGAAACGUCCGUUGGCGGUGCCAGCGGCAGCGGGAAGUGCGCCGGCGGUGUUUGCGUCGGCGGCGGCGGCGGUAGCGGUACUAUGAGCCGCAAGGUGACGCAGGUGUCGGGGAUUCUGGACGUGCAUGUGAUGCAAGCGGAGGGACUCAAGAACGUGUGCUUAUACGGACCGCAGGACGUGUACGCUAAGAUCCUCUGCGGCACGCACGGCGACUCGCAGGGCCGCGUCGCGCUACACACCAAGACCGUGAAAGCCGGCGGCUCGAACCCCAUCUUCAACCAGCGACUGCAGGUAGGCGUGCAGGAGCGGCACGUGGAGGUGAAGUGCGAGAUCUGGGCGGCGAGCCACAACCGCGGCACGGCGGACGACCAGCUCAUCGGCUUCGUGCACGUCCCCAUCUGCAAAGAGCCGACAGACAAGGCCAAGGGUUCAACAAUCCGCGAAUUUCUCUUACAGCCAGUGGAGGGCGAUACCGGGGCCAUCUGCGGAACAGCAUCCGCGGCAUCCGCGGGCGUGAUCCGCCUUGCGCUCUCCUACCAUCCGCGCCCCUCCUCUUCCGCCGCCGCGUCCUCCGCCCUCCCCAUCCGCGGACCGCCUGGCGGGGGCAUCUUGGGCCGCGCGCUCUCCGCAGCUUUCUGCCGGAUCGCGAGCGAUAAAGCGGGCGCGGGGAGCAGCAAAGCGGGCGGAGCGGCGGGAUCGACAGUCUCCGCAGGGCCGGCGGCGGGCGCGGGAGUAGCGGGGGCGCGCGGGGUGGUUGCGCCAGUGGGCGGAAGCAUUAGCGGUUGGGGGGAGGCUAGUGCAGCAGGGGGCGGGUUGGGGGGAAUCGGGGGAGGCGCAAGCGUAUCAAGCGCAGGGCCAGGGGCAGGGGCGCAAGCGUUGGCGCAAGGGCAUCUUCAGGCGCAGGGCCAGGGGCAGGCGGCGGCGCUAGAGGCGCAGAGCGCACCUCGCGGGAGGCAGGCGCAAGGGGGCCCGCGGUUUCUGCGGCAUGUGCAGGAGGAAUCGGCGGACUUGCAACAGCUUCCGCUUCCGCAUCUCCUGCAGUCGCACCACUUCCAGCAGUCGCAGCAGUCGCAACUGUCGCAACAGUCGCACCAAUCGCAGCAGUCGUUGUCGCAGCAGCAGCAGCAGCAGCAGCAGCAGCAGCAGCAGCAGCAGCAGCAGCAGCAAGGAGGCCUAGGAGGCGCGCUAGGAGGCUCAGGAUCGUCCGGUCUAGACCUGGUUCAGGCUUUAAGAGCCGUUGCGGAGGUAGAUAGGGCGGGACUAGCAGGCGUCGGCGGAAAGAAGAAAUCUAAGUCAGGCCCCAUUAUUUCCGGCGCAACCGGCGGAAUGGAGGUAUACGGCGGAGGCGCAAGCGCGGGGAUCGGCGGUACUAUGACAGCCUCCGCGGGGCUCGGCGGAGCGUUCAGCCCCGGAUUGGGGGGAAUUGGCGGAGUGGGGGGAGUGGGGGCAAACGGUGGCGCUGGCGCAGGGGGAAUGUUUGGCGGAGGCAUUGGGAAAGGCAUCGGGGGAGGGCUUGGCGGGGGGAGCGCCCAUGCGCACGCGAUGGCCCAACAGCUCCCCCACGGGAAGCCCAAGGCGCGAUCAGGGCCGCUGCAGCACGUGGCGGAAGGCGGGGGCGCGUUAGGCGGAAACUUUGGCGCGGGGGGCGGAGCAGGCCUGGGGAGAAGCGGCCCCGCAACGAGCUGGAUAGGGCCUGGGGGAAGCAGUCCAGGCGCUGGCGCAGGCGCGGGGCCGGGGCCGGGGGCGGGGGGGCUGUUGGCGGGCGCGUUCGGCGGAGGGGGGAUCUUUGAGGGGGUGGCGGAGGGCGCGUGGGGGUCGGACGCGUCUGUGCUCUCCGCCAUCCUGCUGCGCGACGGGCUGCUUGCGCCUGCAGCGGCGGCGCUGGCGCAACAGCAGCAGCAGCCCGGGGGAGGGGGGCGCGCCGGGAGCGGGGAAGGCGGGGGGGCGGCAGGGGCGGCAGUGAGGGGAGGCGGGAGGGAAGGGUUGAUGGGGGCGCAUCCGCUGCCUGCCCGCUUCUCAGGUCUGAGCAGUGUGGGGGAAGGGGAAGGGGGAGGCGGAGGCGGAGGCGGAGGCGGAGGCGGAGGGGCAGGGGGAGGCGGGGAUGGUGGAGCAGUAGCGGGUAGUGUAAGGGGUGGGUUAGGAGUGGCAGGUAAUCGCUUUAAUGCGUCAGGAGGAGGAGUAGCAGGAGCAGGAGCGCACGGCGCAGCUGGCGCUGCUGCUGCUCCGCCGCGUGUCCCUCCCCUGUCGGCUGUCGCUGCUGCAUCGGCUGCUGCUGGUUCUCGCAGCACGCACCACCACCAGCACCACCAUCAUGGCAAUCACCACAAACAACAGCAGCAGCAGCAGCAGCAGCAUCAGCAGCAACAGCAGCAGCACCAGCAGCAGCAGCUGGCACCUGGCGCGGCACCUGGGUUUCCACCUGGCAUGGGCCACAGCCAGCUGUCCCCCGAGUUGCUGACUCUGUGGGAAACACCUGACGCAGUCGCCAUGGAAGCCGCCUGGUCGCCGCCCCACGGCCCCUGGCAGGGCGUCUACCACCACACUUCCUCCCUCGCCGCGCUCUCCCCCACUGGGAGCGCGGGGGGCGGCGGGGGCAUGGAGGGCGGGGGGAGGGGGAGGGGGGAGGAUGGGGAGGGUAGCGAGCAGAGCGCGGAGGAGGUGUCGUCCACUCAGAAGCGGACAGGUGGCGGGGAGGGGGGCGUGGGUGAGGACGGGAGAGGGGCGAUGGGGGAAGAGUGCAGCAUGCACCAGACAUCUGGAGGGGCAGGGGGGGGCGGUGGGGGAGGGGGAGGAGGCGGAGGAGGCGGAGUUGGAGGAGGGAGAGGGAUGGGCGGCAGCGGAGUGGUGGUGGAGGGAUCGUUCUUUGAGACGUGCUCCCCGGACCGCUUCCUGCAGUCGCCCCCGCGAAGAGCGGGCAUGGAGGACGGCCACGGGGGGGGAGACUGCCUCAUGGCCGCUGGGGGCGCUGGCGGCUUGGGCGGAGGGGGGGGGGGUGGGCGCGAGGGGAGUGCGAAACUGGGAGGGGGAGGUAGGCGCGGGAAGGGCGGAGGCGGAGGCGGGGGGGUGGUGGAGAGCCGAGGCGAGGGGGGGAGGCUGUUCCGCAUGGCGAUGCCGGAUGGGUUUGACACGGAAGGAUGGGGGUCUGUGGAUGACAUGGAUGUGUCGGGGACUGAUGGGGAGGGGGAAGGGGAGGGCGGCGAGGGCGGGGAGGGAGAGGGGGAGGGGGAAGGGAUUGAGGUGGAGGGGCAGGAGAGGGGGGAGGUGUAUGGGGAGGGGGGCCAGGUGCUUAUGUAUGUAAGCUCGGAUGCCAGUGCUGAUGGCGGCGUGUACCAGAGACAGACGCCGCUGCCGCCGCAGCAGCAGGGCCAGGGGCAGGGGCAGGGGCAUGUAGGAGCCGCGGGUGGGUUCAGCUCACCAGCGCUACCGCCAGCACCUGCGCCAACACCCGUGCCGUCCCCCGCACUCACGCCUGCCACACCUCUGCCGUCCCCCGCGCUUGCUCCAUCUCCCGCCCCCCGCCUGCUCCGCAUGCCGUUCCAGAAGCUGCUUGAGGACGAGCAGCAGCAGCAGCAGCAGCAGCAGCACAUGCAACACCAACAGCAGCAGCAGCAGCAACAACAGCUACAGCUACAGUUACAGUUACAGCUGCAGCAGGAGUUAGAGCAGUGUGAGCAUGGUUAUGGUGGUGGCAGUGGUGGUGGCGGCGCCCCUAGCUGGAGAGGGCGAGUGCAGCUGCUGCAGCUGCCGUCUGGAAUCAUGGGGAACGCCUGCCUUCCUGCCUCUGCUUCUCCGGCUGCUGGUAGUGGCGCGAUGCAGGGUAUGCAGGGAAUGCAAGAAAUGCGUGAGCAGCAGCAGCAGCAGCAGCAGUUCUCGGGGCCUCUAGACCCGCAAAUGUCACAUGCUCUCACCAGCAGCAUGGGCAACGGAUUCGGAGGCGACGUGGGACGGCUACAUGGAGGGCAUGGCAGCAGCACCAGUGGCAGCAGUGCCAGCAGCAGCAUCCGCCACUGCACACACACCCACAGGGUGCUCUCAUCAUCCCAACCUCUCCCCCCUCCUCCUCACACCCUCUCUCUCACGUCUGCCUCUGCCCACCCCACCCCUCUCUCCUUCUCUGCUCCUUUGGCUGCUGCUGCUGGAUCCGGUGCUGGUGCUGCUGGUGGCGGUGCAUACACCACCCACGGCUCAGUGCAAGGUGCUGCGGCACAUGCUCUUGCCGCCAAUGCUGCCGCAACUGCGGCUGCAGCUGCUGCCCGCGGUGGCGGUGCUCCAAUGAGCCAUGGCUCUGGUCUCCCCGCCCCACCGCAGUCCUCCCGCUUCGCGUCAGUGCUUGAGCCCAUGUGGACUGAUGAUGAUGGCUUCGAUGGGGAUGUCCUUUGCGGGGGAGGUGGGGUAGGUGGGGGGGGGAGGGGAGGAGGGAGGUUGGACAGUGGGCGAGGUGGGGGGUUGGUGAUGCCCCAUGCUCCGCAGUUCUCCCAGCUGUUAUCGUCUGGAGGCUUUCCAAGCCAGCACCAGCAGCAGCAGUAUGGUCAGCAGCAGCAGCAAAUGCAUAACCACCAGCAGCAGCAGGCUCAUCAGCAGCUGCUGCACCAGCAUAGCCAUCACCAACAACACCACCAACACCAGUACCAGCAGCAGCAGCAACAACCGCUCCAGCAGCAGCAUCAGCCAGGCCUGUUGCAGCAGCGCCACGCUUCGCACCGUCCAGUCACCCCUAAUGCCGGCACGGCUGCUAUGGAGGCCGUGUGAACAGGGAGCAUUGCUUUGCAGCCCGUGUGAGCAGCAGCGUUCAAGCAAGCCAUGUCCUCUCUUCCACCCCUCCUCGAUCUCCUCUCUUUUCCAUCUCCCUGCCCCUCCCUCUUCUUCCCCACUUGCUCCUCCCAUUCCACCCUUCUCUUCCCCCCCCUUUUCCCUUCCUCUCUCCAGGCCUCUCUUUGUCUUUCCUCGCUUCCUUCGUCUCCCCCCUCUCUAGCACGCACCCCCAUGUGCACAUGAACACGCAGUCAUGCUUUCAUAUGGGAGCAGCGCCACCACCUCUCUGUUUGAAUGUAGUACGCUGGAUCUGUCCUCUGCCUGUCGAAUGUCCAAUAGUGUUUCUCUGGCCUAGGGUGCCUGCUGGUCUCGUUGCCUCGUAGCGCACCUGGUCCUCCCUUGCCGUGGAUCUGUGGCAUUGUUGGGGUUCUUUUUUGUUAUAUGUAUUUAGGGCCUAGUAUUGGCCCUUCAUGUGGGGAUUUUUGGAAUUUUGUGCUCUGCUUUCCCUUGGUAAUUAUAUCCUCAUUGAUGUUUUAGCUAGGAUACUACG